AUGGAACAAUUUCAAAAAGUUUAUGAUAAAUUUAAUGAAGAUUAUCAAACAUUAUCUGAGCUAUAUAAAAGAACAUCCUUGGAAAUGAAAGACUAUGAAGAAUUAUCUACAACACUAAAAAUAUUAACAGAAUAUACCAAUGAAUCUAAUGAAAAUACUGAAAUAAAAAUGCAAAUGAAUUUAAAUGAGUAUAUCUUUGCAGAUGUUAAAUUAAGAGAAAAUAACAAAGUUUUAGUAAAAAUGAUAGAAAAUAUUUAUGCUGAAUUAACCUAUGAAAGAGCCUUAAUUUUUAUUGAAGAAAAAAUUGCAAUUUUAGUUAAAAAUUUGGAAAAUUAUAAAAAACAAAUGGCAAAAUUAAAAGCUCAUAUGGAUAUAUUUGUACUUUUAAAAUAUGAAUACAAUGAUUCUAAUGUAUAA
This is a messenger RNA of Strongyloides ratti, 417 nucleotides long. RefSeq names its product Prefoldin alpha-like domain and Prefoldin domain-containing protein. The transcript is spliced from 2 exons. Lineage: Eukaryota; Metazoa; Nematoda; Chromadorea; Rhabditida; Strongyloididae. The record is from RefSeq and is a predicted model, not a curated record. Bases 1 to 417 code for a protein of 138 amino acids.